GACUGACUGACUGACUGUGAGUAGUCUGCGACCGACUGAGCCACGGUGCGUGCGUGUGUCAAGAACAAGUUGUUGUUCGUCUGGUGGGUCGCCCGCCUUGUCGUCGCCAUUGUCGAGCCCGUGGGCGCUUUCAACGUGUGGAGCCAGUCCUUCAUCCAACCCCUCCCGUUGGUGGGUUCAUUCAUUGAUCCAUCGACCCAUCAUCCACGCCUCUGCCCCCGCCCUUAGCCCUCGGUCUGGUGUGAAAAGACCCCGCCUGCCCUUCCGGAGAACGGAGAAGCGGAGAAGCAUGUGGCUAUCAUCGGGUGGCGAUUGCCCUUGCGAACCCUAGAAUUGAUUGCUUGAGGGAAGGUCCGAACGAACCAACCAACGAACGAGUGGGACGAGGAAUGAGCUGGAAAGCGAUCCAUCGGCCUUGAGCAAACUCGGCUUGACCUUGACCUCCGUGGGUGCGUGCGUGCCUGCGUGCGUGCUUGCUUGCUUGAGUUGGGCUGUUUUUGGCCCCCAGCCAAUAUCACGGCCUGCUCGGCUCGACUCCGAAUCGGUAGCUGAUCGGUUGGGCCAUGACACCUCACCGGGCUUUGGCUGAAAGUGGACUGUGAAUUGGUAGUGGCACGUCGGUCGGCAAUCAUCGCGACAUCAUGACCGCCCACGAAGCGGAUCUCCGGAGCGAGAUUGAGCGCUUGAGCCGUGAAUUGGACCAGACCUCGGCCGAGAAGAUCCAAUCGGCUCAAUAUGGCUUGGUCUUAUUGGAGGAGAAGGAACAUCUCGAGCUCCGGUGUACGGAACUCGAGAGCUUGUACGAGAACAUGCGACACGAGCUCCAGGUGUCGCACGAGGCCCUGGCCAAGUUUCAGACCUCGCAAAUGGAGUCCGCCCGCACUGGCAUCGAACACGAAGAGAAUCUAUUGCACGAAACCGCCGCUCGCGAGUCGUCGUUGAACACGCAAGUGCUCAACAUGGAGAUCGACAUUAAGAACACUAAAAUCGAGAACGAGCGGUUGCGGGCCGAGAAAGACCGCGUGGAACAGGAGUUGAGCGUGUAUCUCAAUUCGAAAGAGGUCAGCACGGUUGAGAUCAAGGAGAUCAAACACGAGCUUCGCGAUUUCAAGCACCGUGAAACCCGAUUACUCACUGAUUACGCCGAACUCGAGGAAGAGAACAUCAUGCUGCAGAAGCAAAUCUCCAAUCUCAGGUCUUCCCAGGUGGAAUUUGAAGGGUCCAAGCACGAGAUCCGACAUCUUCAAGAAGAGGUGGAGAUCCUCAACCAGCAAGUUGAGGAGUUCAACAACCUCAAGAAAAUCGCGGAGAAGCAAUUGGAAGAGGCCUUGGAGUCGCUCCAGAAUGAGCGGGAACAACGAUACAUCCUCAAGAAGGAAUUGGACACGAAAAUGAACUCGGACAGUAUGUAUCAGUUAGGAAACUUGGCCAUGAGUAUUCAAGGAGCCGAGGCCCUGGAAGGUCACGGGAGUGAAGGCACCGAUAUGGACGAUAACAGUGAUGUAUACAAGACCGAUCAUGGAGAAGAUGGCGAGAAUGGCGAUAUGAUGGGUGAUUCGGGCCCGCCUAGUGAUCUCUUCACCGAGAUUCACGGCGGAGAGUUUAAGAAGCUCGAGCAGAAGAUCGAGAGCGCCGAAAACGAAAAAAUACAUCUCAACAAGUCUCUUUUUGAGAGCAAAUCGGCGUUGGAAAAGGCCAAGGCCGAGAUCAAGGACUAUCAGACCAACAUGGUCCAACUGGGCGCCCAACUAGCCACCCUCCAUCAAAUCCAUUCAGAAAAUAAUAAGCAGCUCCAACUCGACGAGAGCGGUCGGCGAAUGCUCGACAUGGCCGAGAAACAGAUUAGUGAUAUGGAGGCCAAUCUCCGAGCUCUGGAAGAUAGUGAAUCCACUCCGGCCGGUGAUGCUUUGGCCAAAUUGAAGGUUGAAAUCUACUCGGCUCGACGAGAGCUCGUGUCAGCCGAACAAAGGUCUUCCGAAUACAAUCAUGACAUCAAAGUAUUUGAGAAGAUCUCUUCCGACGCCCUCCGUGCGCUCUCGGACACGCAAUCUGAGAUGAUCGGCGUCCAGAACGAAUUGUCUAAGCUCUACGAGAAUGUAUGCAAGGCCAGUCAACAGACACCGAGCCGUCUCAUGCUUCGCCAUACCCAACCCAACGAUGAGGUCAAAUCGCCCAAACGAGCGGCUUCCUCCAUGGAGGUGAUGGUCACAAAGCUAAAAACCACAAACUAUCUAGCCAAGGACCUCAACGGGCAAAUCAGCGAUCCAGGUGCGGUCAAGAGCAACAUUGAAACCGUCAAAGACCAGAUCAAAUACCUCAAAGACGUCCUAGACAAGCAGGUAGAAGUGAUCAAGGCCAAGGAAGUGGCGGAUGCCAAUCCCGAGGUCGAUACUUCCGAGCUCUCCGCUGAAUUGGUCGAGAGCCAAGAACAGAUUGUCAAACUGAAGUCGCUGCUCUCAUCCAAGCGAGAGCAAAUCGCUACUCUGCGCACGGUCCUUAAGGCCAAUAAACAGACGGCCGAAGUGGCCUUAGCCAAUCUUAAAUCCAAGUACGACAACGAGAAACUCGUGGUCAGCAACACGAUGACCAAGCUGCGGAACGAGCUCCGACUUCUGAAAGAAGAUGCGGCCACGUUCUCCAGUUUAAGAGCCAUGUUUGCGGCUCGGUGCGAGGAAUACGCCACUCAAGUCGACGAACUCCAACGGCAAACCAAUGCCUCUGAAGAGGAGAAGAAGACGCUGAAUCAAUUGCUAAGGAUGGCCAUCCAGCAGAAGUUGGUUCUCACCCAACGACUCGAGGAUAUCGAGAUGGCGUCCGAGAUUCGGAAUACUCCCAAGCGAUAUCCACGUGGAGGCCGUGGGAGUCGUGGCAAAAGCUCUUACAACAACUUCCAGUCCUCCUCGUCCUCAGCUCGCUGAUGGGCUCGUCCAGAUUUCAGCAUUGCUCUUAGUUUGUGUUCCAUGCCUUGAAUUAGUUUUUUAUCAUUUGGUGCUUUCCUUGUCAAGACUCGGAGAUUCGAAAGAACUUUGGUUCCCCUGAUGCAAAAAUGGCCAAGCUCAAUCUGUGAAGAAUCUCUCAGUGUUAUUCCCCCCCUGUCCCCUCCCUUUCCUUCUUACUUGUCUGUUAAGGAUUUGUUAAAUUUGCCCCUCUCUUUAACGUGCAUAGUUUUUUUAUGCCAUACCCCCAUGCUCUGCUAAAUAUUAUGCUUUGGGGAAUUGAAGGAAUAACUGGAUAGCAACCCGUUCCAUUAUCCAACUAACAAUCCCGUAUGUCUGUAUAAGGUUCAUAGAAAGGUGUAUGUACAAACGGAUUCAAUCAAAUGUUAUUGACGAUGACGCGUCUUCCAAUAAUUAAGGUCAACUAAAAUGAGAUUACAAUGUAUGCAAGUGGGCAAGUCAUGCUGAUGGCAUGUCACCUUCUAACAAGGACUCGAUAAUGAAACGGAUUUGAAAACAUAUAACCAGGUAGUACUUAAUCAAAAUGUAACCAACCAUACCAUUCCUAUUGACGCUAGAUCUGAUUUCCAAUUUGAGCCCAAAGACCUUUAAAAACGACAAAAAUAAUAAUCACCAUAACUAUAAUGAUGAUAACAAUAGUCGAAGAGAUAGAAAUGAUGAUUAUCCAUAGAACGUCGUUUCUGUCCCUCCAGAAUAUCAUGAAGUACGUUGUGUACAUACAAUGUCCAUUUACAACACGCUACGAUUUAAACCGGCAGAUCAAUCCAUCAAUAAAUAUGAAAUCCUUAA
Tigriopus californicus is the source of this 3746-nucleotide messenger RNA. It is a transcript of the gene BicD, whose product is annotated as protein bicaudal D-like. The coding region runs from base 642 to 2918 and encodes 758 amino acids. NCBI's taxonomy places the organism in Eukaryota, Metazoa, Arthropoda, Copepoda, Harpacticoida, Harpacticidae. Gene Ontology annotation, cellular component: cytosol; Golgi apparatus. Gene Ontology annotation, biological process: protein localization to organelle; regulation of microtubule cytoskeleton organization; microtubule anchoring at microtubule organizing center. The transcript has 4 exons. The record is from RefSeq and is a predicted model, not a curated record. Gene Ontology annotation, molecular function: dynactin binding; dynein complex binding; cytoskeletal adaptor activity.